UGGCUAAUUUAAAUACUGGCAUAGGAUUAUUCUACGAAAGACGAAGGAAUUUCCUCACUAUACAAGUUUGCUCGCUUUUCUGACAAAUUGAGAUCGUGCCCCACAUAAAUACGAAGCAAACUUGAUUAAACACCAUUUCUGUGUCGUCGCUCGAGAAAGCAACUAUGAGGUAUUGCGUUUUUCUGGCCCUGACGGUGACGGUGGCGUUGGGCCAAAAGCCCAACUAUCUGGCCGGAAAUGUCGGACAGCCCGAUUUGGCGUAUCGUUUUAGGACAAACGAAACCACGACAGUCCAAACUCUGGGUUUUCGGUUGGGAGACGAAGAAGGUGGCACCACGCGGAAAAUACCGGUGGAUGCUCGCGGUGAUCCCACUCUGGUCGAUCGUCUGAACACCUGGCCGGACAAGAAUAAGCCGUUUUGGUUACUAAAUUACGAAAAGAUUGAAGCCACGCGCAAUCAACAACCUCAACAGGGCACCAACCAAAUGACAAACAAUCAACCAGUGAAUACGCAAGACAGAUUUGGUUCCGCCAGUAAUAGUGUUCGUCCCAGUAACCAAACUCCCGACCAACGAGGAUUCAAUCCAUCUUAUGAUUAUGAUGACUUUGGUAAUCGAAAAAAUUGAAUCUAAGUAUUAAUUAUUUAUAAAAAAGUGUAUGUAUGCAAUUAUAUUAAUUAAAUUAAAAUUAAAACAA
This is a messenger RNA of Photinus pyralis (common eastern firefly), 696 nucleotides long. RefSeq lists its product as uncharacterized. The transcript has 2 exons. NCBI's taxonomy places the organism in Eukaryota, Metazoa, Arthropoda, Insecta, Coleoptera, Lampyridae. The record is from RefSeq and is a predicted model, not a curated record. The coding region runs from base 165 to 626 and encodes 153 amino acids.